Ostreobium quekettii is the source of this 1152-nucleotide messenger RNA. The record is from the annotation of a GenBank genome assembly. Lineage: Eukaryota; Viridiplantae; Chlorophyta; Ulvophyceae; Bryopsidales; Ostreobiaceae.
AUGGUGGUCGUCUCCGAGUCAUCGCCGGAGACCCGCCACGCCUUUGUGACGGAGUGGCUGGACCCCAACUCCGGUAUCCGAUGGACCUACCAGCUCUUCCACUACCCCGCCGUGGGCGAGGUCGAGAUGCACGAUGUCAAGAACCGCCGCAUGUUCCUCAAGCGCUGCCGCAGCGACCUGCGCCCCGGGGACCUGUACGUGGGCGCCACGGUGAGCCUCUUCGCGCGCCACCUCAAGAUCACGGACUACGGCGACGACGCGACCAGGGCCGCCCUAGAGCCCCGCGCCGAGAGGACGUGCGCGAUUGUCAAGCCCGAUGGCGUUGAGAGGCUUGGGCGGAUCAUGCAUGCGAUUGGCGAGACGGGGCUGGCGGUGGCGAGCCUGAGGAUGGCGCAGCUGACGCGGGGAGAUGCGGAGGCGUUCUACGGUGGGCAUGUCGGGAAGCCGUUCUUCGGGAGGCUGGUGGAGUUUAUGAGCGGCGGGCGAGUGGUGGCGAUGGAGCUGGUGGGACCCGGGGCGGUGGCGCGGUGGCGGCAGGCGCUGGGGCCGACGGACUCGGAGCAGGCUCGUGCAGAAGCCCCAGAGUCGAUCCGUGCAGCUUUUGGCACAGAUGGAACUAUGAAUGCCUGCCACGGGUCUGACUCCCCUGCAGCUGCUGCAGAGGAGCUGAACUUCUUCUUUGGCUCUGGGAGUACUGUGAGAAGGUGUGGCACUAACCAGGGGACAACACUGGCCAUUGUGAAACCCCAUGCUGUCCGGGACGGUGCCACAGGGCUCAUUGUGGACUUGAUACAAGAGAAAUUCUCCAUCAACGCGAUGGAGAUGCUAAGUCUUGAUCAAGCCAAUGCGGCGGAAUUCUACGAGGUCUAUCGUGGAGUUGUUAAUCCGGCUGAAUACAAUGGAAUGGUGGAUGAGCUGAUUUCUGGGCUCUUCAUAGUGAUGGAGGUUGCAGAUCGAGACAGUCUGGAAGCUGUUGAGCCCUUCAGAGAGUUUUGUGGCCCUGCAGAUCCUGAAAUUGCGCGUGUUCUAAGGCCAAAAUCCCUUAGGGCUCGAUUUGGUGUGAAUAAAGUUCAAAAUGCUGUGCAUUGCACAGACCUCCCAGAGGAUGGCGAACUUGAAGUGAGCUACUUCUUUACAGUGAUGCAAAAUUGA